This is a messenger RNA of Coniosporium apollinis CBS 100218, 1956 nucleotides long. RefSeq names its product hsp70-like protein. The record is from RefSeq and is a predicted model, not a curated record. The transcript has a single exon. The coding region runs from base 1 to 1956 and encodes 651 amino acids. Gene Ontology annotation, molecular function: ATP-dependent protein folding chaperone; misfolded protein binding; ATP binding. NCBI's taxonomy places the organism in Eukaryota, Fungi, Ascomycota, Dothideomycetes. Gene Ontology annotation, biological process: cellular response to unfolded protein; protein refolding; vesicle-mediated transport. Gene Ontology annotation, cellular component: plasma membrane; cytosol; cytoplasm.
AUGGCACCAGCAAUCGGUAUCGAUCUAGGCACGACCUACUCGUGCGUGGGUGUCUUCCGAGACGACCGCAUCGAGAUCAUUGCCAACGACCAGGGCAACCGGACCACACCCUCCUUCGUCGCCUUCACAGACACUGAGCGUCUAAUCGGCGAUGCUGCGAAGAACCAGGUCGCCAUGAACCCCACCAACACAGUCUUCGACGCAAAGCGACUUAUUGGCCGCAAGUUCGCAGACGCGGAGGUACAAGCCGACAUGAAGCACUUCCCCUUCAAGGUCCUCGACAAGGGUGGCAAGCCAGUCGUCGAGGUUGAGUUCAAGGGCGAGAAGAAGACCUUCACACCAGAGGAGAUCUCGGCCAUGAUCUUGACCAAGAUGAGGGAAACCGCAGAGUCAUAUCUCGGCGGCACUGUCAACAACGCCGUUGUCACUGUGCCGGCCUACUUCAACGACAGCCAGCGCCAGGCCACUAAGGAUGCGGGUCUCAUCGCCGGCCUGAACGUCCUACGUAUCAUCAACGAGCCUACCGCUGCCGCCAUUGCAUACGGUCUCGACAAGAAGACAGUGGGUGAGCGCAACGUCCUCAUCUUCGAUUUGGGCGGUGGCACCUUCGAUGUCUCGCUUUUGACCAUUGAGGAGGGUAUCUUCGAGGUCAAGUCGACUGCCGGUGACACCCACUUGGGUGGUGAGGACUUCGACAAUCGUCUUGUCAACCACUUCGUAAACGAAUUCAAGCGCAAACAUAAGAAGGACCUCACCUCCAACGCCCGCGCUCUCCGCCGUCUCCGAACCGCUUGCGAGCGGGCCAAGCGCACUCUUUCUUCCUCCGCACAGACCUCCAUCGAGAUCGACUCGCUCUACGAGGGCAUCGACUUCUACACCUCCAUCACCCGUGCUCGCUUCGAGGAGCUCUGCCAGGAUCUCUUCCGAUCCACUAUGGAGCCCGUCGAGCGUGUCCUCCGUGAUGCCAAAAUUGACAAGUCGUCCGUUCACGAGAUCGUCCUUGUCGGAGGCUCCACCCGUAUUCCCAAGAUCCAGAAGAUGGUCUCCGAUUUCUUCAACGGCAAGGAGCCGAACAAGUCCAUCAACCCCGAUGAGGCUGUCGCAUAUGGUGCUGCCGUCCAGGCUGCCAUCCUUUCAGGUGACACCUCUUCCAAGUCGACCAAUGAGAUCCUGCUCCUCGACGUCGCGCCGCUGUCUAUCGGUAUCGAGACCGCUGGUGGUGUCAUGACUCCUCUCAUCAAGCGCAACACCACCAUCCCCACGAAGAAGUCGGAAGUCUUCAGCACAUUCAGCGACAACCAGCCCGGUGUGCUCAUCCAAGUCUUCGAGGGCGAGCGUGCUCGCACUAAGGACAACAACCUUCUCGGCAAGUUCGAGCUUACUGGCAUCCCACCGGCGCCGCGUGGUGUGCCCCAGAUUGAGGUCACCUUCGACGUCGAUGCCAACGGUAUCAUAAACGUCUCCGCCGUCGAGAAGGGCACUGGCAAGACCAACAAGAUCACCAUCACCAACGACAAGGGCCGUCUCUCCAAGGAGGAGAUCGAGCGGAUGUUGUCCGAGGCUGAGAAGUACAAGGCUGAGGAUGAGGCUGAGGCUGCCCGUAUCGGCGCGAAGAACGCCCUUGAGUCCUACGCCUACUCGCUCAGGAACACCCUCAACGACCCCAAGGUCGACGAGAAGCUCGAUGCUGGCGACAAGGAGAAGCUCAACUCGGCCAUCACCUCGACCGUCUCAUGGCUGGACGACAACCAGACCGCCACCAAGGACGAGUACGAGUCUCAGCAGAAGGAGCUCGAGAGCGUCGCCAACCCCAUCAUGAUGAAGUUCUAUCAGGGUGCAGGCGGUGCUGACGGUGGCAUGCCCGGCAUGGGUGGUCCAGGCGGCUUCCCAGGUGCUGGCGGCCCGGCCGGUGGUGCCAGUCACGAUGAUGGCCCGACCGUCGAGGAGGUUGACUAA